Messenger RNA from Scophthalmus maximus (turbot), 1728 nucleotides. RefSeq names its product RNA-binding Raly-like protein. Gene Ontology annotation, molecular function: RNA binding. Gene Ontology annotation, cellular component: nucleus. The transcript has 9 exons. The record is from RefSeq and is a predicted model, not a curated record. Bases 105 to 980 code for a protein of 291 amino acids. NCBI's taxonomy places the organism in Eukaryota, Metazoa, Chordata, Actinopteri, Pleuronectiformes, Scophthalmidae.
CACACACACACACGCUCCCAUCCUGCACCGACAUCCUCCACCCAGUUUCUUUUUACUUGAAACCCCUUUUUACUCCCGCUCGGCAGUGCUGCACGACCACUAGGAUGACUGGGAAGACCCAGACCAGCAACGUGACCAACAAGAAUGACCCGCGCUCCCUCAACUCCCGCGUCUUCAUUGGCAACCUGAACACCGCCGUGGUGACCAAGGCCGACAUCGAGGCCAUCUUCGCCAAAUACGGGAAGAUCGUGGGCUGCUCGGUGCACAAGGGCUUCGCCUUCGUCCAGUACGCCAGCGAGAGGAACGCCAGGGCGGCCGUGGCCGGAGAGAAUGCCAGGGUCAUCGCCGGACAAUCGCUAGAUAUCAACAUGGCCGGAGAGCCAAAACCAUACAGGCCUAAGAUGGGCUCCAAGAGGCCUCUCUCGUCGCUCUACAGUGGCUAUGAGUUUGACUACGACUACUACAGAGACGAUUUCUACAGCAGACUCUUUGAAUACCACGGUCGCGUCGUGCCCCCAACCCGAGCUGUGAUCCCCAUCAAGCGUUCGCGACUACUUGUCCCGUCCACACGCAGAGCCAAAUCCUCCUUUCCAGUCAGAGCGUGUUCCUCCUCUUCUUCCUCCUCGACCUCCUCCAGAGUGCUCAAUGCCGGCUCUUCCAUCACGGGCCCUAAAUUGAAAACAGACCAGCUCCUAACAAUCAAAAAGGAGCUGUCACAGAUCAAGACCAAGAUCGACUCACUGCUGGGAAGGCUGGAGAAGAUUGAGCGGCAACAUCGCUCUGACGCCGAGAUGCAGAGGAAACAAGAGGAGAUGUGUGAAUAUCUCCAUGGUGAUGCGGCAGACCGCUCUGGCGGAGAGGAAGCGGAGGGGACAGCCGAGGUGGAGGCGGGGGAGAUGACGGACGGUGGCGAAGACGACUUUGAAGAUGAAGGCACCUGUGACAUGAUAGAGAACCACAUAUCAGACAUUGACAACUGAGUCAGGAAGCCUACAGUACAGAUGGAAGGGGGAACAGAUACCAGCAAUACCUUCUUGAUCAAGAAGGUGUAUUUGAAAUGAAUGGAAAGAGUUUUUCAACUGUCUCAUUAAAACAUCACACUCCUGACGUGCACUUCAUCAAAACGCUGGUUAUCAAUAUUCUCCAAACUAAUGCAAGAUAAACAUCAAAGAGCAAUCAAUAUUUUCCAAUUAAAAUGACUGCCUCUCUGAAAAAUCAGGACAAUACAGUAUAUUGUGUGCUUAACAUAUCAUGGUCUGUAUUGUGCAUAAAAUUACAAUUAUGUGAUCAAUCAGAUGAACCAUGAGCUGCCCUCCUUUGGUGUACUGCAAAUGUAUGUUUGUUCUGUUUGUGUGCAUUGAAAACUGUGACGAGCCACGAUGCUGGCAGAGAGCUCAAUAUGAAUGUAUGAGGAACACAUUUUCUUUGACACUUGAUAAUUAUGUGAUUUGCUUUAGUUGUACAUUUUGAUGAAAUGUACAGUAUGUAAUUUAUUCAUGGUGUCUCCACACAGUAUUGUAUGCACAUCAUGUUUGUCAUUUGUUAUACUUGAUAACAUGCAUUUUAAAAAUUAUGUUCAUAUUCUGUUUAUGGUUAUCAAAAGAUGACUGUUUUUUACUAUUAGCAUGUUCAAAAUGUGGCUAUUAUGGAUCAUUUGUAUUCACUGCAUCUGUUACAGCUAUGGGCAAUAACAGUUUUUGAAAUAAACCAGUUCCUCCCCAAAAAUAA